Molecule: messenger RNA, 2184 nt
Organism: Melopsittacus undulatus (budgerigar)
Lineage: Eukaryota; Metazoa; Chordata; Aves; Psittaciformes; Psittaculidae
Gene: RGP1
Product: RGP1 homolog, RAB6A GEF complex partner 1
Exons: 9
Coding region: 213-1376 (387 amino acids)
Biological process (GO): retrograde transport, endosome to Golgi
Cellular component (GO): Ric1-Rgp1 guanyl-nucleotide exchange factor complex; Golgi membrane
Source: RefSeq, a predicted model, not a curated record
GUUCCCGAGCGCGGCCCGAGAGUUCCCGAGCGCUCCCCGGAAGCUGCCGAGCGCGCUCCGAACGCUGCCGAAAAGGCCCCGAGCGCCGCCGAGCAGGGCGGAAGAGCUGAGGGGAAGCUGGGCCUGGAGCCGUGAGGGCUCCGUGCGGGGCAGGGAGCGCGGCGGAGCGGCCUGGGGCUGUGGGGAAGGUGUGCGGCAGGGCUGUCCAAGCCAUGAUUGAAGUGUUGGCCAAGCUGGGCCGUGGGCCCGUGUUCCUGGCAGGGGAGGUGCUGGAGUGUGUGAUCACUUUCACCAACCCGUUAUCAGCCUCAUCUACGUCUGCCAGCAGUGAGAUGCUGGCAUGGGCCAGUGCCCAGAUCCACUGCCAGUUUCACGCCAGCGAGAACCGGGUGGCACUCCCUCCUUCUGAUGGCAGCAAGCAUGACGUGCAGGCAGAGAAUGAGACAGUCUUUGUGCCCAACAGAGGAGAACGGGGUCAGUGUAUCCUGUCCACCCCACCAAAGAUUCUCUUCUGUGACUUGCGACUGGACCCUGGGGAGUCAAAGUCCUAUUCAUACUGUGAGACGCUGCCCAUAGAUGGGCCUCCCUCUUUCCGGGGACAGUCAGUGAAGUACGUGUACAAGCUGACCAUUGGCUGCCAGCGUGUCAACUCCCCUAUCAAGCUCCUGCGGGUACCCUUCCGUGUCCUCGUACUGCACGGGCUCAAGGAUUAUCAGUUCCCACAGGAUGAGGCUGUUGCACCCUCAAACCCCUUCCUGGAAGCAGAGGAGGGCUUGAAGAAAGACUCUCGCUUGGCAGACCUGGCAACAGAGCUGCUCAUGGUGGCCACCUCCCGACGCAGCCUGCACCUGUAUAACAUCAGCAACACUCGUGGCAAGGUGGGGACGUUCUGCAUCUUUAAGACCGUGUAUAAGAUCGGAGAGGAUGUCAUUGGGACCUUCAGCUUCUCAGAAGGAGACAUCCCAUGUCUGCAGUUCUCAGUGAGCCUGCAGACGGAGGAGAGCAUCCAGGAGGAGUUCCAGCGCCGGCGCGGGCAGCCGGUGACCUUCAGCACACAUGCCCGCCAUCAGGAGGCCUGCCUGCACACAGCACAGAGCAGCUUCAGCCUGCCCAUCCCACUCAGCUCUACCCCGGGAUUCACCACCAACAUUGUGUCCCUGAAGUGGAGGCUGCACUUUGAGUUUGUGACCUCCGGUGAGUCGGCGGGGAACUGCUUGGUUCGUGGGAGCCAGUCAGAGGCCAUCACCUGGACUGGGGUGGAGCAGAUGGAAGUGGACACUUUCAGCUGGGAUUUGCCCAUCAAAGUCCUUCCCACCAACCCCAUCCUGGCUUCCUAUGUAUCUCAGUUCUCCAGCACUAAUAACAUUACCAUCUGAAGUGCGGAGAGCUGGUAGGGCCUGUGGUGCUAAAACAUGUGCUGCUGGUGGGAAUGGCAAGCAGGACUGUCACCAGCAUGCUGCAGGACACACAUCCCAAUGUCCCCUUCAUCUGCAGUCACCGGGCAAGUCUGUCCUGCUUGCAGGUGGAGGAGCACUGUGCUUGCUGUGGUAUCUUGUGCUGCAGCCCUUGGCUGGGAGCUGGAUCCUCUCUGCCUGGGUAAAGGUGCAAGUCCCGGCACUCACUAAAAAGGAAUCUGCUGCCCAGAGAACAGCCUGAUGUGCCUUUACCCCAUGAGGGGCCUCCAAGAAGGAAAGACCCAGCCCAGGAAAAGGAGAAGGGAGCUUUUCCGGUGAAGCCCCAUACCAGCCUUGUGUGAAGGCUCUGCCCCUACAGAGAGACCCCUCAAGCAGAGGUCUGUCCACAUGGGCUGGGUGGGAUCUUGCUUUCCUGCCCCAGCACACAUUCUACCUGCUGCAUGGAGUGUCCUGUACGCACAACCCUACCCUCACCCAGAGAAGGCAGGUCCUGGCAGGCCGGCUCUGUGCUGUCAGCACGUGUUGGUGUCCUGCAUCCCUGUGGCCAUGUGCUGUGGCAGCACCACGGUGAUGAUCCACAAGCUGUUUUCUGCCCACCCUCCUGGGUGUGAAGGCAUCCUGCUGGUCUCGGGAUCCUUAGGGAGCUGGAGUGAAUGUGUGCUGUGCUCUGGAGGUCUCCCUGCUCAACCCCCAGCUCCCCGUUUCUACCAAACCUUCCAUAGUUUUUCUCUAUUAAUAGUCUAAUAAAAAUCCGGAUGUGCAAAACUCA